Molecule: messenger RNA, 1144 nt
Organism: Zychaea mexicana
Lineage: Eukaryota; Fungi; Mucoromycota; Mucoromycetes; Mucorales; Lichtheimiaceae
Exons: 6
Coding region: 296-1081 (261 amino acids)
Molecular function (GO): oxidoreductase activity
Source: RefSeq, a predicted model, not a curated record
UGGAUGUGCAUCUUAGGCUUGAAGAAAAUAACGUUUGUUACUGCGAUUUUAAUGUAUAUAGAAUUUACUGCAUUCUGUGACUAUACCGUUAUUGUCAGUACGCUGCUAUUCAGACAAUCAAGCAAACCACUGCUGUAGUAAGGUCACAUGGAAAUAUUAUUUUACGGCCAAAGCAACUCUCAUGACUCAUGAAGACAGAUUAUGUUUCUCAUGCUGUGCAUGUAACUCUUCCUUUUAAAAAAGGGCUGCGAUGAUUUUGGCUCUUGAUCCUCUCUCAUACUUGAAAUCGUAAAGAAUGGAGAGCAUCUUCAGUGUUAACGAUAAGGUCGUUCUGGUUACUGGUGGCUCCCGUGGAAUCGGUGAAAUGAUUGCCACCGGAUUCGUUGCCCACGGUGCCAAAGUUUACAUUACGAGUAGAAAAGCUGACGUAUGCGAAAAGGUUGCAACAGCUUUGAACGCGCGUGGACCUGGUCAAUGCAUUGCCCUCCCAGCUGAUUUGCAAAGCCUCGAUGAAAUUAAGCGGCUGGUGGCUGAACUUUCAAAACGUGAAGAUCAUUUGGAUGUGCUCAUAAAUAAUGCUGGAGCAACAUGGAAUGAGAGCUUUGAAACCUAUCCGGACGAAGCGUUCGAAAAGAUCAUCAAUCUCGAUUUGCGACGCGUCUUCUCGCUCAUCCAAGCUUGCUUCCCCUUAUUGACAGCCAAGUCAAGCAACUCGAACCCUUCCCGCGUCAUCAACAUUGGGUCAGUGAACGGUGAAGGCAUCGUAUCGAACGAAGUAUACGCAUAUACGGCAGCGAAAUCGGGCCUGCAUCAUCUUACCCGACACAUGGCAGGAAAACUGGGUCAUAAAGGCGUAACCUUCAACAAUGUUGCACCCGGUGCUUUCCAGUCGAAAAUGAUGGCAGAGACCUUGAAAAAACACGGUGACCAUAUAAGAUCAACUAAUCCCAUGGGGCGCAUCGGCUCAGCUGAAGAUAUCGCAGGAACCUGCAUCUAUCUUGCUUCUCGUGCUGGAGAACACACGAAUGGUGCGACAAUUGCAGUAGAUGGAGGCAGCAGUUGGUAUGGCAACCGUUUGUAACAUACCCCACGCUUUCCAUAGUGACUAUCACUAUGUAGCCAAAUAAGUAAACAGAUAAAAAAC